Messenger RNA from Raphanus sativus (radish), 2369 nucleotides. RefSeq lists its product as uncharacterized. Gene Ontology annotation, biological process: regulation of gene expression. The transcript is spliced from 3 exons. Gene Ontology annotation, molecular function: RNA nuclease activity. Bases 84 to 2300 code for a protein of 738 amino acids. The record is from RefSeq and is a predicted model, not a curated record. NCBI's taxonomy places the organism in Eukaryota, Viridiplantae, Streptophyta, Magnoliopsida, Brassicales, Brassicaceae. Gene Ontology annotation, cellular component: peroxisome.
AAAUCUAAAACCCUUUCUCCGCCAUUACAAUCACACAUUGAAACCUCUCCUUCUUCUACUACUCACUCCCUGAGGCAAAAAGCAUGAAACUUUACAAAACCCUUUUCCUCCGCCUCGUCGCUCACCACCCGCCGCGGACGCAUCGGCCGAUCUCCGCCUCUCUCGUCUCGCGUUUCUCCUCUUCCACCUCCUCCUCUCAGCUCACUUCUCCAAAGCGUCCUCACCGCCACGAGGAAGAGCCGUCUCGCGGAGUCAAAGUCUCUGUAUGGUGGGACUUCGAGAACUGCCAUCUCCCCAGCGGCGCUAACGUCUACAAAGUGGCUCAGUCCAUCACAUCCGCCGUGAGAAUCAACGGCAUCAAAGGACCCAUCACCAUCACCGCCUUCGGAGACGUGUUGCAGCUCUCCAGAACCAAUCAAGAAGCUCUCUCCUCCACCGGAAUCAACCUCACUCAUGUCCCCCAAGAUGGGAAGAACAGUACGGAUAGGUCUCUGAUCACGGAUCUAAUGUGCUGGGUUGCUCACAACCCACCUCCUGCUCACCUCUUCCUUAUCUCCAGCGACAGAGACUUCUCCGGCGUCUUGCACAAACUCAGGAUGAGCAACUACAACGUCCUCCUCGCCGGCUACGAAGAAAGAUCGCCCGGUGUGCUGUGCAGCGCUGCUUCCAUCAUGUGGGACUGGAGUGCUUUGGUCAGAGGGAAGAACUUAGCUGGUAAAUGCUUUAACCAGCCGCCUGAUGGUCCUUAUAACUCUUGGUAUGGUCACUAUAAAGCUCCUCUUCUUGACCCGUUCGCCGUAUCGUCCACCAAGCAAGAGGCUUGUGGUAGUACUAGUGUUGUGAGGGUAGAGGAGUUGCGGGAGGAGGAAGGUAAUCCUGUACCGGAAGAAGUUGUUAAGGAGAUUGGUUUGGUGUUGGGUUUGUAUCCUAAGGGAGUGUCUAUUACGGAGCUGCGUGAGCAGCUGAAGAAGAGAGAUGUGCCGUUGGGUGAAGACUUUUAUGGACAUAUGAAGUUUUCGAGGUUUCUCUUGUCUAUGCCGGAGAUCUUACAGGUUGUUCCAAAGAGUGAAGGUGUGUUUCUUAUUCAUGCUUGUAAGCAAGGAGCAGAUAACAACAAAGUUGUAAGUGUGGAAGAGAAGUCUCAGAAGGUGAAACAGAGUGUUGAAGAUGUCAAAAUGGAAUCUGAUUCACAAGAGAGUAAUCAAGAUUCUGCUAAAGAUGAACCAGUGAAAGACAAAGUGGUGGAUGAUAAGGACUUAGAAUCUCAAAUUGCAUUUUCCACCUCUGGUGAAUCUGCUAAGGAGGUGAGAGCAGACACUGAAGCAUGCAAUGAGAAACCUGAGUGUCAAGGGCUUUUAAGUCGUCUUCUGGAGAGAUUCAACUUGUUCUGUGGAAGAACUAAAGAGCUUAGCAAUGCACCAGCAGCUGGAGAGCUAAUAGAUGACCUUUUUGCGCAAGAUUCUUUCUGGAAAGAUGUUGAAUCUUUCAUCAACUCUCCAAGAGGCUUCGUCGUUGUCUCUCACUCACCAUCAAGGGAAGCGUUGGCUAAGAACCUUAAGGAGGAAGGACAUUCAUCACUCAAACAGCUGGAUCCAUCCAAAACGCUUGAUUUGGUAUCUCUGUUGAUAUCAGAUAAGAAAUGGAUCAAGGAGAAUCCUUCCGAAGCUCUACCUUUCAGAGUAACUCGGUUCACCAAUCCUCAAGCCUCUAGUGCGUUGAGAUCGAUGUUUGUGGACAUGUCGAAAUCGCUAGCAGAGUCCAAGAACAAUGGUGUGAGCCUGAGCACAGAGAAACCGUUGGAGGAGAGAACAAGAAGCGAGGUGAUCGCUGAUUGUCAUAAGCUGAUCAAGAAGAUAACAGAGGAGAACCCUGGAGGCUAUAACAUGAGCAACUUCAAGAAAGACUUCUUGGAUGAGUUCGGUUACCGUUUGGAUUAUCAGAGCCUCGGUUAUCCGAAGCUGCAUUGUUUGAUACAGAUGAUGCCUGAGGCGAGGGUUGAAUCAGGUUACAUUGUUCCUUCAUCAACACUGGCUCCAUAUGCAUCUGACUCAUCAGUCAAAGAAGAAGUUGGUUCAGUUUCUAACAAAAAGACUCAUGAGUCUGAGCCAUCUGCUGAGGAUGAUGUGAAGAAGAAGGAGGAAGGAGAUAAAACAGAGAGGGAUGUACUUAGAAUUUUAGGGUGUUGGGACAGUGUUGAAGAUGAUGAGAAGAGUUGUGGGUUUGGUAAAGAUAAGCUUGUUGAUGGAAUAUUGACAAGCUUGAGGGAGAAACCAUCUGGUGGUGAGUCUAGAGUUCUAUAAAUGUAACUUGUUUGUUAUAUUCUAUUCUAUUGAGACAGUUUCAUGCACUAUGUCUCUCCAUUGAUUAUG